Messenger RNA from Pelobates cultripes (western spadefoot toad), 386 nucleotides. The record is from the annotation of a GenBank genome assembly. Lineage: Eukaryota; Metazoa; Chordata; Amphibia; Anura; Pelobatidae.
AUGCAAUUCUUUUCUGACAAUGACGAUACCACCCCACUGCUCCAAUGGGAGGCCUAUAAAUGCUCCCUGCAUGGAUUUCUGAUAGCCAAAAGCUCAGCAGUCAAAAAGGAACGUACAGCGCACUUUCACCACUUACUCCAAAAAAUACAAAGAUUAGAGAUGACACACAGACAGGCAGGACUCGUAACCGACUGGCACAAACUGACUGUACUAUGGAGAGAUCUCUCUGCCCUCAUGAACCACUCUUACCAAAGAGCUUUCACUCGUAUCAAAACCUUCUUUUACGCGAAUGUCAACAAAUGCGGCUCCCUGCUGGCCCGCAUGAUUGCCAAAAAUAGGUCACACACCUAUAUAGCCAAGAUUCAUGACAAGGACAAUUACCUGCG